Molecule: messenger RNA, 1460 nt
Organism: Melitaea cinxia (Glanville fritillary)
Lineage: Eukaryota; Metazoa; Arthropoda; Insecta; Lepidoptera; Nymphalidae
Product: facilitated trehalose transporter Tret1-like
Exons: 4
Coding region: 1-1308 (435 amino acids)
Biological process (GO): transmembrane transport
Cellular component (GO): membrane
Molecular function (GO): transmembrane transporter activity
Source: RefSeq, a predicted model, not a curated record
AUGUGCUUAGUCGCCUUAUGGCCAUCAAUCCUCGGCCUUGCCCUCAUCACGGGCAUCGUUAUAGCGCCAGUCUGUCUUCAGAAGCUUGGGCGACGUCUGACCAACCAGCUUAGCACGCUCCCAGCUUUAACCGGCUGGGCCUUGCUUAUAUUCGCCAAGGAUCCUACAACACUACUUGUUAGUAGAUUUUUGCAGGGUUUCGGUAUGGGCAUACAGGCGGCCUCCGCACCCAUUUCCAUCGCAGAGUACUCCGCCCCAAAAUACAGAGGAGCAUUCCUCGCAACCAUCGCAUUUUCAUUCUCAACUGGCAUGCUGGUCGCACAUGUUUUUGGUACCCUGCUUUACUGGAGAUCAGCUGCUAUGGCAUGUGGCUCUUGUUACGUCAUAUCCUUGAUCCUAAUUUCACUAUCCCCGGAAACACCACCAUACUUAUCGACUAAGGGAAAGUUUAAAGAAUGCCGCAAGUCUUUUCGAUGGUUGAGAGGAUGGGGUAGUCAAUCAGAAAAGGAAUUGGAGAUUCUACUUAAUUGUCAGAAACAAAACAAUUUUCAAAUUCGACAAGUUUCGAAAUGGAAGGUGUAUUUAGAAACGGUUAAGAAGCCGGAGUUUUACAAGCCGACCGUUAUUAUGAUGUUCAUGUUCGUGCUGUUCCAGAUGUCUGGAAUGACGGUGGUACCGUCGUAUACUCUUCCAAUGAUGGCAGAAGUUACUGAUGGUACCAUCGAACCAUACACAAGUAUGCUGAUGGUAGAUGUAGUAAGAUUCGCAACAGCAGUGCUAGCUUGUAUCGUCGUCAACAAGUUAAAUCGAAGAACUGUCCUAUUUAUUGGAAUCUCUAUAAGUGUCAUUUCAUUGUUUGUCACGUCUCUGCUUUUAUAUUUGAAAGAUUUUGGAUACAUUUCUGAUGAAUAUAAAUGGACUCCAUUGAUACCGACACUAAUAUACAUAUUCGGAAAAACUUUAGGAAUUCUCCCUAUACCUUGGGCUAUCGCUGGUGAAAUAUUUCCUUUAGCCUACAGAUCGCUUGGCAGCGGAAUUUCUGGAAUGUUCCUCUCCCUAAUGUUCUUUGUUGUAGUGAAGACAGCACCGACGUCAUUCAGACAAAUCGGUGUUAAAGGAACAUUUUGCAUUUAUGGAUUAAGCAUAGCUAUUUGUGGUGCGUUCUUAUUCUAUUUGCUUCCCGAGACUAAGGGUAAGACACUGUAUGAAAUCGAGUGCCACUUUAAAGGUAUUAAAGAAGACAAGAAAAGUAUCGAAAUGGACGAGAAAGGUCGUAUUUUGGAACUGGGAACGGUUGAAGAGGGAUGAAAGGGGGAAAGGAAUAUUAAGGAAACGCUUUCCAGCUUCAGACAGCUGGCCCCGUUGAUAGGAGAAACCUACGAUAAGAUCUUGAGAAUGGUUCCGGUAAAAUGGUCAUAAACUUCUUUUCUGUGAUAUGGUAUACAAUAAAAAUGGAAUAA